AUAAUAAAAUACCAACGUUAGAUAAGAUAAGAUAAUACAUGCUUUAAAAAUUAAUAAUGAACAACGUUAAAUCAAUUUUUAACGAAGCUUUAGCCAAUCUAGAUUUGCUUGAUGAACAUAAUUUGCCAGAUGAUCAACCUCAUAUUGAAGGCAAAGAUAGUUUAUUAUCAUUUAAUGUUUCCCUAGACAAUGAUUUUUGUGAUAUAUUGAUGUAUUCAAAUAUCACUAAUAAAUAUUGUGAAGAAUGUUCAUAUAUGAAUGAUCUCAUUCAGAUUAUAAAUGAAGGUAAGGAAUUUUGUGUUAUGCUGUAUACCUGGAGAUGCUGUUCUAGGGCUAUACCACAGCCAAAAUCAAAUGAACAGCCCAACAGGGUAGAAAUUUACGAAAAAACUGUUGAAGUAUUAGCACCAGAGGUCAAUAAGUUGCUAAAAUUUAUGUAUUUUUGUAGAAAAGCAAUAGAAAGUUUUGUUAAUGAAAUUAGAAGAGUGUGUUCAUGUGAAAAGCGUAGACCCUUCUUAAAUGAUUCCUACCUUUUAACAUUAGGAAAAAUACUUGAGAUGUUUAUGAAUCUUGAUGAAUUAAAGAAUAUGAAAUCCAGUAUAAAAAAUGACUAUUCAGCAUAUCGAAGAGCUGCACAAUUUUUAAAAGUAAUGCAUAACUCAGAGGCUUUACAAGAAUCACAAAAUUUAUCCAUGUUUUUAGCCAAUCAAAAUAAAAUAAGGAUGACUUUAAAAGCUAACUUAGAAAGUGUUGACUAUUUUGAAGAUAUUUUUUAUGAAAUUAUAAAAUCAUGCUUAAAUGCUUAUGAAAAAGGCUUCUUUGUCACCCCAGCUGAAAAGCAUCUUUUGAUCAAAGUUAUAUCAUUUUCCAUAAACCUGUUAGACAGUGAUCGUCACAACAUUUAUAAUCCCAAGCAUUCGGCUCAUUCCAAUAAUCGUUUGGGUCACCUGAAUCUAAACUCCCUUGACCUCUCCAUUUCGAGCACUCUAAAAUCUUCGAAAAUGUUGAGCGGAUCGCAGGCGCAUACCACCAAAUCUCGUAAUGGCUCAUCAACCCUCAACAGUCUCAGCCUGAUAGACACCAGGUCGGGACCUGGUAAAAAGAAGAAUGAUCUGAAAUCUUACAACUCUUCUUUCAGCGGAGGCUCGGCCCCGGCUCACCUAGCCCCUUUACCCUUCACCAAACUCGAUAAAAUACUGGGUUACGGACCGAAGUUCAUGCCUAUAUACAUAGCUGGUCAAGAUGUUGGUAGUUUGCUCGUAUCUGCCAAUUAUAUCCGUUUUGCCACCGACAUGCAAAUAUGUCCAUUCACUUCCUACAUCACCAAAACGCCCAACUACGAUAGUUCAAAAUGGCCUGUAUCAUCUUGUCCUACUCCGCAAGGGCCCACCUCGAGGUCGCCCAUAGGAAGUCAGCCUAAGAAUGAUGGGAUUGGGAGAAAUCAAGAGCUCUUAGGGACAGUAGAUAUCGAUAACACUACAGAACCUUCUCAUCAAUGCGAAACUUCUAUGGGCCUCGCAAACGUGCAUUGCGACAUGGGGACCUCGAUGGAUAACACCUUGAUGGAUGGCAACAAGAGGAGUCGCAAAAUCUCGAGACAUCCACUCCUUUCUCAAAUUCCUCAAAAUUUGGCUUUAAAUAAUGCCACGAACGAAGCCUUGUCGGGAAGUGGUAACAUCAGCAAAAAAUGCGAAAAUAUAAGCGUGGGAAGCUUAUUCAACGCUCUCAACUCUUUUUUUGUCUCGUCCAAUCACAGCACUCACCGACAAUUCUGCAAAACGCUUUUGACCGAAUUGACCCUGGCCAGGGAAAUGUAUACUUCCUACGCUUACCAAUUGUCCAUCCACAUCAACGAGGCUUCGCUUUGUCAAAAUCAAAGAAAUUUGACCGAUGCUCAAAACAAGGAAAUCAAGGAUUUAGCUUUGAAGGGUUUGCUUCUUUUGGCUCAUUGGAACUGCGUUAUCAGCGAAACGCAUUCAUCCAAGUUGAUGAACCCUACCGAUUCCAAUAAGAAUAAGGACUGCCCGCCCAAUGCCGAAGAUUACGAAAGAGCGAUAAAGUUCAAUUACAGUUCAGACGAGAAAUCCGCUUUGAUUGAGAUGAUCACAUUGGUCAAAAGUUUGCAAUCAUUGCUCUCCAAGGCGAAUCCCCUCUUCCGAGAGAGCAUAAUGAGGAACGUGUACGCCGAGUUGCAAGACCUGGUUCAGCUUAACGUGCGGGAAGCUCUGAGGAAAGCGAUCAAAAACAAGAAAGAGUCCAUAAAAAAUAUAUUGUUAGCCGUGAGGGAGACCUGUAUGGAAGUUCCGCUGAAUUAUGAUUUUUCCGAUGAUCCCAUGUAUAAAGGUAAGAAAGAUAAUCAUCAGGACUCGAAUUUUGAAGUGACCGUACCCAGAAAAGCAAUACCACCAUCCCAUACCCAGCUGUACAUAGUUCGCGCUCUUUUCGAGAUGUUAGUCUCCGAUAAUUAUCCACCCGGUACGAAGAAGUCACUCAAAAAGGAUUUGGAUUCCAACACGGUUAGCGCCGUUGAAAACUUCCUCAAAAAUUCUUACUUCUGGGGACACCUCUUGAAUUUUAACGACGUAAUGGCGCAAUGCUCUGACCUGGCCUAUUUUUGGUAUCGCGAAUUCUACUUAGAAAUGACGAUGGGAAAACGCGUCCAGUUUCCCAUUGAUAUGUCUGGCCCUUGGAUAUUGAUCAACUGCAUCUUGCGUUCCAAAAAGCCAGCUUCAAUAGAAUCUCUCUUUUACGUAUUGGACUUGUAUAAUGAUAGCGCCCAAUUUAGCUUGGAACAUCUGAAAAAACGCCAUUUGUACGACGAGAUUGAGGCGGAGGUUAAUCUUUGUUUCGAUCAAUUGGUUUAUCAACUAAGCGAGCAAAUAUUUUCUUACCACAAGCAAUUGGCCUCAUGCAUAUUAUUGGAUAAGCGAUUCAACGAAGAAUUUUCCGCUUACGGAAACAGAAUCACCUUUCCGCCCUCUCAUAGAUACCACGUUUUAUUGAAGCAAAGGCAUAUACAGCUGCUGGGAAGAUGGGUAGACUUGAACAGGCUUCUGAAUCAGAGGAUUUACUUGUGCUUCAAGAAAUCCCUAAGAAUCGCAAUCUCGACUCUAGAAUCGAACGACAUAACCGGCAUUAUCGAAUUCGAUACUUUGAUCGAGAUAAACAAGUUGGCCUACAAUUCCCUUUCUCGUUACCUGAUUUUGCCCGAUUUCGAUGACAUCCUUUCGGAAGUCAACCGACAAAAUACCGAUACAAAUUAUACUAACUUCGAGGGCAUCGAAGCUGACAUCGUAACGAAUCACGUGCUUUGUGAGCUCUUCAACGAUUUCUUGGUCAAUUAUUGUUACAACUCCACUACCAAUAGAUUCGUGAAAACGAAAGAAAUCAAUUUUUCGCCUUGUAAUUUCGCCAGGAAAAAGCCUAGCCAGAUACCCUCCCAAGCUUAUCUUUGGGGAUCGAAGGCCCUGAAUUCGGCGUACAACUACAUAUUUUAUCCGUACAAAAGUUUUUUGGGAACUAUUCACGUCAAAUUGCUCUGCACUUACUUGGGUUACAGGGGCCUGGCUUUGGUGUUCCAGGAGUUGCUUAAACGGAUCAAAGACUUGAUGACGGGCGAAUUACUGGAACACGUGACGGCGUUGAUGAGGCUGAUGCCUAAGCAAUCUAAGCUUUUGCGUUACGAUUACGGAUCGGCUGGUAUUUUGGCUUACUACCAAGCCCAGCUGAAAGAAAUCCUAAAGUACCCCAACCUGAAAACCGGAACUUUUCAAUUAUUUAGGGAGAUCGGUAACUGUCUCCUCUUCGCUUUGUGUUUGGAAAAGAAUUUGUUCGAAGAGGAAACGAUAGAUUUGUUACAAGCCUCCAUCUUUCAAAACGUUAUACCUAGACCUUAUUGCCCCGAGGGUGAAAAGAUUGAACAAAAAUUGAAGCUUCUGGAAUCAAAAUGCAAUGCCCUAAAUAUCGCGAUAAACGUGGAGAAUUUUGGAUCCGCUAAACAAACUCAUAUAGCCAAGGAGAGCGAUUUACUCACCAAGGAACGUCUAUGUUGUGGUCUUUCCUUGUUUCAAACGAUGUUGCUCAAGAUAUGCCGUUUCUUCCAAGAUGCAAAAACAGAUGACGGUAUUAACGUUUGGACUGGUUCUGAGCCCCUUAACACGAGGUUCGAUACCUGCACUGAAUUUCACAGACUAUGGAGCGCGUUGCAGUUUGUGUAUUGUCUACCCCUGGGGGAAAACGAAUUUACUAUUGAACAAUUGUAUGGAGAAAGUAUUAAUUUGGCCGGGUGCGCGUUCAUCUACCUUUUGAAUCAACAAAACCGGUUCGAAACGCUUGAUUUUUCUUAUCAUCUGCUCAAAGUGCAACGAGUCGAUAACCGCGAGGACAAGAAGAACGGCGUUAAUUUGAAGAGGAUGGCAGACAGAAUACGAAAAUUUCAGGUGCUGAAUAGCCAAAUUUUUUCUACACUCGGCAGGUAUUUGGAUCAGCCUACUCUACGCAACGCUUACGAAGAAGGGCGGAACGAUAGCGAAUCUAACGUGGACGGCCAGGACAAACCUCCUUCGCGAGAUAACGAUCCAUUAUGGGAUAACGGCGACCACGCCUCUUCCACCAUGAUUGAGCAUAUAAAAUUCUUUUCACCUCCUAUACACGAACUAGCUCUACAAAAUAUGAUCUGAAAAACGAUUUUUAUAUUUUAUCUUCAUAAAUUUGAAUUUUAUAAAGAUUUGGCCGCCUACUUGCUCUUCUUGUUUCAUUUUUUUCUGGAAAAAUCUAAGUAGCUGAAUGCGGUGCUUAGUAUUUUAAAGAAAAAAUUAAUACAUAUAUUUAGAGCUUAUUUUAAAGUUAUUAUAUCACUUAACGUCGAAUCUUUAAUUAAAAAGAAAUAAAGAACCAAAAAAUUAAGGGAAUGGUAUCCCUAGUAGAAACAAAAAUUUAGACGAAUCAGAAGUGAAGCUAAAAUUGACUCAUAUUUUUCGUUUAGACUUGAUAUGUAAAUCGUUGCUUUUAUACAUUGUAACUAAAUUUUUAAAAUAUAUCUCCGAAUCUUUUAAAAUAAAAAUAUCCAAGUUUUUUUCGAAUCUGAUUUACUUCGACGACAUAAUUACCACACUCAGUACAUAUAUUUUUAUUCGUAUAAUUUUAUAUAAGCUUAUUUAUCUUGUAAUAAAA
This is a messenger RNA of Gordionus sp. m RMFG-2023, 5172 nucleotides long. RefSeq names its product cytoplasmic FMR1-interacting protein-like. Gene Ontology annotation, molecular function: small GTPase binding; RNA 7-methylguanosine cap binding. Gene Ontology annotation, cellular component: neuron projection; synapse; SCAR complex. The record is from RefSeq and is a predicted model, not a curated record. The transcript is spliced from 30 exons. NCBI's taxonomy places the organism in Eukaryota, Metazoa, Nematomorpha, Gordioida, Chordodea, Parachordodidae. The coding region runs from base 57 to 4679 and encodes 1540 amino acids. Gene Ontology annotation, biological process: cell projection assembly; regulation of translation; axon guidance.